Messenger RNA from Phascolarctos cinereus (koala), 3242 nucleotides. RefSeq lists its product as uncharacterized. Gene Ontology annotation, biological process: regulation of DNA-templated transcription. Gene Ontology annotation, molecular function: RNA polymerase II cis-regulatory region sequence-specific DNA binding; DNA-binding transcription factor activity, RNA polymerase II-specific. The record is from RefSeq and is a predicted model, not a curated record. NCBI's taxonomy places the organism in Eukaryota, Metazoa, Chordata, Mammalia, Diprotodontia, Phascolarctidae.
CUGCGCCUCUUGCGCCGGAAGUCGCCUCUUCGGGAUCUGCAGCGUCUUCUCGCGGCUCCCAGCCCGCUCUGGCCUCAGGACCGCCCCGAUUCUGGGCCGAGGCGGGUGGGGGAGGGGUGGGAGAGGCCACGGCACCUUCCAGAAAGCGAGCAAGCUCUGCCUUCUGAGGACUCCAUCCCUUCCCAAUAAGGUGAGAGCAUUGAAGGGGACAGAAUGGUCCGUGUACUCCUGACAGCCAGGGUUCCUCAGGCAUUGGUGACCUUCAAGGACGUGGCUGUGGACUUCACCCCGGAGGAGUGGCGGCACCUGGACCCUUCUCAGAAGAGGCUGUACUGGGACGUGAUGCUGGAGAACUACAGGAACCUGGUCUACCUGGGACUAGAAGGUUCCAGACCAGAGGCAGUCUACCUGUUGGAGGGUGGGGAAGCACGCUGGACACCAGAGGGAGACGUCCUCAGGAGCACCUGUCCAGAUUGGAAGACAAAGCCUGAAAAUAAGGAAUUGAUUCCAAAUUUGAGCAUAUCUAUGGAAAAAUCAUCCCAGGAAAUAUUGACUGAGGAUGGUCCUCAUGUCUUUAAGUUGGGAGAAUGUGGCUCAAAGUUAGUGAGGGAGCAGAUUAAUGGGAAAGAACAUUCUAGAAAAGUAAAAACCACCCAAAGGAAAGUUCCCAAUGAAGGAAAAGAACAUGAAUUUAAUCAAUUUCUACAAAGCUUCAGUGCAGAACUAGUCCUUUUUCCCCAAGAGGGAGCAUCUCUAGGAAAGAGUCUCUAUAAAUAUUAUACCCAAAGGAAGAACCUUAAACUUUACUCAGACCUAAGUCAGUGUAAUAGAAUUGGCUCUAAGAAGACAUUUUCUAAGUAUAAUAAAUGUGGAAAAUACUCCAGUUAUAACUCAGACCUUGCCAAAAAUCUUGGUCUUCAGACUGGUGAAAAAUAUUAUCAAUGUGUUGAAUGUGAGAAGACAUUCCUCAAGAGCAAAGAAUUUAUUCAACAUCUGAGAAUUCAUACUGGAGAGAAACCUUAUAUAUGUAAUGAAUGUGGAAAGUCCUUCAGACAGAAACCACACCUUGCUCGGCAUCUGAGAAUUCAUACUGGAGAGAAGCCUUAUGAAUGUAAUGAGUGUGGUAAGGCCUUCUGCCAGAGCAUAUCUCUUACUCAACAUCAGAGAGUUCAUACCGGAGAGAAACCUUACCUAUGUAAUGAUUGUGGGAAGACCUUCCGACGGAGCACACAUCUCACUCAACACCAGAGAAUUCAUACUGGAGAGAAACCUUAUGAAUGUAGUAAAUGUGGAAAAACCUUUCGCUGGAAGACAGGACUUAUUUUCCAUCAGAAAAGUCAUGCAUCAGAGAACCUUUUUGAAUGUAAUGAAUGUGAGAAAGCUUUCUUCCAGAAUACUGAACUCACCCAAUAUCAGAAGAUUCAGAUGGCAGAAAAACCUUAUGAAUGUAAUGAGUGUGGGAAGGCCUUUCGCCAGAGUUCAGGUCUUUCUCGACACCAGAGAAUUCACACUGGAGAGAAACCUCAUGAGUGUAAUGAAUGUGGAAAAGCCUUCCGCUGGAGCACGCAACUUGCUCAACACCAGAGAAUUCACACUGGAGAGAAGCCUUAUGAAUGUAAAGAAUGUGGGAAGGCCUUCUGCCAGAGUGCAGAACUAAAUCAGCAUCAGAAAUUUCAUACUGCUGAGAAACCUUUUGAGUGUAAUGAAUGUGGGAAGGUCUUCCGACGGAGGACAGGUCUUACUGAACAUCAGAAAAUUCAUACUGGAGAGAAAUCUUACAAAUGUAACGUAUGUGGAAAGGCCUUCCGCCAGAGGAUACAUCUUGUUCAGCAUCAGAGAAUUCAUGCUGGGAAGAAACCUUAUGAAUGUAAUAAAUGUGGGGUGGCCUUCCACCCAACUAUGCCUUAGCUCACUGCAGAAGAGCAGCAGAACACUGAGGAGAAAUCUUAUGAAUGUAAUGAAUGUGUAAAGUCCUUCUACCACAGCACCCAACUUCCUGAGCCUCAGAAAAUUCAUACUGGAGAAAAACCUUAUGUGUGUAAGGAAUGUGGGAAAGCCUUCCGCUGUCGCCCAGCUCUUACUCAGCAUUGGAAGAUUCAUACCGGAGAGAAACCUUAUAAAUGUAUGGAAUGUGGGAAGGCUUUCCAUCAGAGGGCAGGACUUAAUCAGCAUAAGAAAACUCAUACCAGAGAGAAACCUUACCUGUGUAAGGAAUGUGGGAAAGCCUUUCACCAGAGCACAGCACUCACUCUGCAUCAGAGAGUUCAUACUGGAGAGAAACCUUAUGAAUGUAUGGAAUGUGGGAAGGCCUUCCAUCAAAGGACAGGACUUAAUCAACAUCAGAAAAUUCAUACUGGAGAGAAAACUUAUGUGUGUAGUGAAUGUGGAAAGGCUUUCCACCAGAGCCCAACUCUUACUCGACAUCGGAGGAUUCAUACUGGAGAGAAACCUCAUGUGUGUAAGGUGUGUGGGAAGGCCUUCCACCAGAGCACAGCACUUACUCAACACCAGAGGAUUCACACUGGAGAGAGACCUUAUGAAUGUACCAAAUGUGGGAAAUCCUUCAACUGCAACUCAUACCUUAUUUCCCAUUACAGAAUUCACAUUGAUGACAGACCAUAUGAAUGUAAGGAAUGUGGGAAGGCCUUCCGCCGGAGCACACAGCUUACUCGACAUCGGAGAAUUCAUACUGGUGAGAAGCCCUAUGAAUGUAACGAAUGUGGAAAAGCCUUCUAUCGACGGUCAGGACUUACUGGACAUCAGAAAAUUCAUACUCGAGAAAAACCUUUUGGAAUCAAAUGAAUGUAGGAAAGCCCCCAGAACUCAGCACUUACUUGCAUCAGAUACUGGAGAGAAACAUUAUAAACAUAAUGAAUGUGGGAAUGCCUUCUGCCAGAUGAUAGGACUUAUUUGACAUCUGAGAAUUCUCAUUGGACCUAAAGAAUGUGAUGUUUGAGGGAAGGCCUUCCUCAAGAGUAAAGAACUUACUCAGCACCAAAGGAAUCACACUGGAAAGAAACUUUAUGAAUGCCAAGUCUUCUGAAGUAAUGCAUGUGUGAACUUUCACUUUGAUGAAAGAUUUAGAAUCAAACUAAAAAAGGACAUAAUAGAAAAAGAAAACUCCAAGUUUCCCACAAUGGGUUUUUCUUAUUUUCUUUUAAAGGAAGACUAUGAAACUAUUUAUUGACCACUGUUCAUCAGUAUUUGCAAUAAACUAAAUAAUAUGCAGUUGUAUAACAUUA